Molecule: messenger RNA, 3170 nt
Organism: Odocoileus virginianus texanus
Lineage: Eukaryota; Metazoa; Chordata; Mammalia; Artiodactyla; Cervidae
Source: RefSeq, a predicted model, not a curated record
GAGAGCAGUUUCAGUCCGGAGUGCCACAGAAGGGGUUAAUGCUGAACUUGGCUGGGUGUCAGUUAAACUUUUUUUCUGGCUCUGCUCCAGGUUUCCCCUUGAAGGGAUUUUCCUCUGCUUCUGCAUCUCUGCAACAAGACCCUAUAUAAAGAGCCGACUUUCUAUUUCAUUCCUCACCGAACCUCACCGAACCUCACUGGCUUUAGGAGCUCAAGACUCUUCCCAGGAACCUUCAAGAGGAACAGAAACAAGCGUUUUGGAAUCAUUAUUUUCUCAUAAGAACAGCAGCGUAAAUGCCUAGGAAGAUGUCUGUGAUCUUUGGCGUCUCAAAUAUUUUUUGGAUGGUGUUUGCAGUUUCUCAAGCUUUCAAAGUUGACAUGUUCCCAGAUGAAUCCAAAAUUUUUGCUCAGAUUGGUGACUCUGUUUCACUGAUUUGUAGUGCAACAGGCUGUGAGUCUGCAUCAUUUUCUUGGAGAACUCAGAUGGACAGCCCACUGAACGGGAAGGUGAGAAAUGAAGGGACCAAAUCCACGCUGACCAUGGAUCCUGUUAAUUUCGGGAAUGAACACCAGUACCUGUGCACAGUGAUUUGCGGGGCUAUAAAACUGGAGAAAGCAAUCCGAGUGGAGAUCUACUCUUUCUCUAAGGAUCCAGAGAUUCAUUUGGGUAGCCCCCCAGAGGUCGGGAAGCCAGUCACAGUCAUGGAUGGACUAAUUUUUAUGACUCAGCAAUUCUUUAUGCUAGUUUGGCAGAGUAUGUCCAAUUGAGAAAGCUGUAAAUUCAGUCUAUGAGAGAAAUACAGUAGCCCUGUGGGACCAUUGUGAUGCUUAGCAAUGACUAAUACUGUGCCUGUCUUCUCAGUCUCACCCAAAGACACAGCUAUAUCUGUGAAUCCCUCCACAAGGCUGCAGGAAGGCGACUCUGUGACGAUGACGUGUACCAGUGCAGGUCUACCAACUCCACAGAUUCUCUGGAGCAAGAAAUUAGACAAUGGGAAUCUACAGCUCCUUUCUAAGAAUGCAACUCUCACUUUGAUUUCUAUGAGGGCAGAAGAUUCUGGGAUUUAUGUGUGUGAAGGAGAUAACCCUGUUGGGAAAGACAGAAAAGAGGUGAAAUUAAUUGUUCAAGAGAAAAUGUUUACUGUUGAGAUCUCUCCUGGACCCCAGAUUGCUGCUCAGAUUGGCGACUCAGUCGUGUUGACCUGUGAUGUCAGGGACUGCGAUGCCCCAUCUUUUUCUUGGAGAACACAGAUAGACAGCCCUCUGAACGGGAAGGUGAGGACCGAGGGCUCCAAGUCCACGUUGACCCUGAGCCCUGUGAGUUUUGAGAACGAACAUUUUUACCUGUGCACUGUGAUGUGUGGGCAAAAGAAACUGGAGAAGGGAAUCCAGGUGGAGCUCUACUCCUUCCCUAGUGAUCCAGAAAUUGAAAUGAGUGGUCCGUUAGUGAGUGGAAACCCAGUCACUGUAAGCUGCAAGGUUCCUGAUGUAUAUCCUUUGGACCGGCUGGAGAUUGAAUUGUUUAAAGGGGAGAGUAUUAUGAUGAAUAAAAUCUUUUUGGACGAUUUAAGUAAGAAAGCCCUAGAGACCAAGAGUUUAGAGAUGACCUUCAUCCCCACCAUUGAAGAUACUGGAAAUGUUCUUGUUUGUCUGGCUCAGUUACCUAUUGAUGAAAUGGAAUUUGAACCCAAACAAAGGCAGAGUACACAGAUACUUUAUGUUAAUGUUGCUCCCAGGGAUACAACCAUCUUGGUCAGCCCCUCCUCCAUCCUGGAGGAAGGUAGUUCUGUGAAUAUGACAUGCGCUAGCGAUGGCCUUCCAGCUCCCCAAAUCCUGUGGAGCAGGCAGCUAAGUAAUGGGGAUCUACAGCCUAUUUCUGAGAAUGCAACUCUCACCUUCAUGUCUACAAAAAUGGAAGAUUCUGGUAUUUAUGUCUGUGAAGGCAUUAACCAGGCUGGAAUAAGCAGAAAAGAAGUUGAAUUAAUUAUCCAAGUUGCUCCAAAAGAUAUACAACUUACAGCUUUUCCCUCUGAGAGUGUCAAGGAAGGAGACACUGUCAUUAUCUCCUGUAUAUGUGGGAAUGUUCCCCCAACUUUGAUAAUUUUGAAGAAAAAAGCAAAGACUGGCUACACAGUGCUACAGUCUACAGAUGGUGCAUAUACCAUUCACAGGGCUCAGUUAGAGGAUGCAGGAGUAUACCAAUGUGAAUCUAAAAAUGAAGUCGGCUCACAGCUAAGAAGCCUAACACUUGAUGUUAAAGGAAGAGAAAGUAACAAGGACUAUUUUUCUCCUGAAUUUCUUGUGCUGUAUUGUGCAUCUGCCUUAAUAUUAACUGCCAUUGGAAUGAUUACUUACUUUGCUAGAAGAGCUAACAUGACAGGGUCGUACAGUCUUGUAGAAGCACAGAGAUCAAAAGUGUAGCUAAUGCUUGAAAAGUUCUACUAAAGACAUUGUCAGUUCAGAUCCUCGAUACUGCCCAUCAUUCCAUGAGGAAAACAGAAACUGGGAGUUCAGGCUUCCUUGAAUGCAGUGAACGCUUGAAAAGAAAUGGCUGCCUAUGGCCCUUACUGUGAACAAGAAGCCAAAGGAAAAUUUCUGCUUAAAAACUAGGCACUACCAUUGAGGUGACUGGAGUAAUUUCUUGAUGUGUAUAUACAAUAACAUGAUUUGUAUAUAUGUAAAACUAUGCCGUAGCAAGGUUGCUUGGAAUAUCAGCACACUAGAGUCAAUAUAUCUAAAAUUAUUAAAAUGUUGCUUGAACUGAUUAUUAUAACUUAAUGCAUCUUCAUAUCAACUGGCAGCUGACCUAUGUCAUCUUUUUAAUAUUUUAUUUCCUGUAACAAAAUUUUAUUCCUAUAAAGUUCAUAGGCAAUAAUUUCAUGUUGUGGAAAGAUGCCAGGGUUUUAUAUUGUCAUAGGCAAAUGAUAAACCAAGAGGGCACGGGGUUGACUUUCAGGUACUAAACACUUCAACCUAUGGUAUAAUGGUUAACUGGAUUUCUCUGGGUGGUACGGACAUGGUACGGAGACAUUUUUUGAUGUUUGUUCAUCAGACUCAUGUAAUUUUCCCAAGUGGUCUAAAAAUGCAACUUCUUUUGAUUUUCUUUUGUAAAUGUUUAGGGUUUUUUUGUUUUUUUUUUGUAUAGUAAAGUGAUGAUUUCUGGAAUCGAAA